GCCGCAGGCUAGCCUGGAUUUGUGGGAGGGGCCAGUACCUGUCUUAAGCAGUCCGGCUCUCCCAGGCAGCACGUCUGCAUUCGGACGUCUGCUACUUCCGGGUGUGACGUCAUCAGCAAGCGUCCUGCACGAGUGGGUCCUCAGAGAAGCCGGGUGUACCUUUCCCUUCAGUCUGCAGCUGUUAAAGAUCGUUGUCCAGGAUAACUGUCGUCAUGUCUCAGCCUUCAGACAUUGAAGAGUUUGUGUCCUUGCCUCCGUCUCCAAGAGGGUCCGAACACGGCAGCACUCCAUCCCUCAGGGCUUGGACUGUGCCUAGGUUGACGGCUGAAUUGCUCAGGAGAGGGAUUCCGUUUGCGGCUACUGCCAGAAAGGCGGAAUUAUUCAGUCUGCUCUUUCCCGCUACACCACAAGCCAGGCCGGCUGCUUCCGGCGGCAAUACCACCAUCUCCAAUUCCUUGGUACAGAUCCACGCGGUGUUAAACACACUCACUAGUUCCAUCCAGGAUUUACAAGCCCGGAUGGAAGUAAUGGAACAGCGUCGCGACCCCCCCCCAGCAGUUGGGCCAGCUGGUGGCGCGGCACCUCCGGCUGUGGUCACAGGUACCGUGCCUACUCUUCGUUCAACAGCCAACCUGUCACAGGGCGGGGGAGUGCCUUCUGUGGCGCCGGUGUAUUUCGUCAGGCCCAGUAUUAAGAAGGACAUCCUAGAGGGCAAGGAUGUCAACUUGGCAUCCUUGUUAAUUACGUCCCACGACGUUACAGAAAAUAAGUCCUUCGGCUGCAGCGAGUUGUCAGUAGUACUCAAGGCCAAAGACCCCAGGCUCAGUCGCAAGCUGACCCUGGCUGAGUUCGUCCUGGCUUUCAGCCUGUUCAGAGACGUUGUGUGUUCCGCCAGCCCCAACAGGAGAGAGGAGUUGGACAUUUACCUCUACAGGGUGGUAGAUUUGGCGCACAAGUACGGGGGCACAGCAUUCUACGAUUAUCAUAGGUCCUUCUCGGCCAAAGCUGCAGCCAUUUGGGCCCAGUUCCAGGUAGUCACGGACUGGAGCAAUAUUGACAUGGAGUUAUUCUGUAGGCACUUCGCCAGUUUGAAGUCCCCGGUGUGCGCCACAUGUCAGUCUCCUGCUCAUACUACCGCCUGGUGCCCAUUGGCUGACCUCACAGCUGCCCCCAGUACCUCCAGAGGCGGGAUCAACCCGGGUCCCAGCCAGCAGGCUACCCAGUUUGACAAACUGGGGAGACCCAUUCAUUACUUGGGGAAAGCCCAGCUCUGCAACAACUUCAACUAUGCUGUCUGCAAUUUCAGCCAGUGCAGGCUCCUGCACAUCUGUGCCACAUGUUUUAGGGCACAUCCGGUCACAGUCUGCACCGUGAAGCCGGCAUGAC
Messenger RNA from Bufo gargarizans (Asiatic toad), 1386 nucleotides. RefSeq lists its product as uncharacterized. The transcript has 2 exons. Lineage: Eukaryota; Metazoa; Chordata; Amphibia; Anura; Bufonidae. The coding region runs from base 213 to 1385 and encodes 390 amino acids. The record is from RefSeq and is a predicted model, not a curated record.